Messenger RNA from Hypoxylon fragiforme, 562 nucleotides. RefSeq lists its product as uncharacterized. The coding region runs from base 102 to 455 and encodes 117 amino acids. The transcript has 2 exons. The record is from RefSeq and is a predicted model, not a curated record. NCBI's taxonomy places the organism in Eukaryota, Fungi, Ascomycota, Sordariomycetes, Xylariales, Hypoxylaceae.
AUAUCCGCGGCUCUUAAGACGGUGUAACGGUGUAACCACCUACCUGCCUACUCUUUAGUAUAUGUACUGUAUAAUAAGAUAGCACAUAUAUAACAUUCGUCAUGGCGGACACCAUCAACGCGGAAAGAGACGACAAGCUCGCGGCGCUCAAUUCCGCUACACUGGGGGUUGAGAUGCCUCAAAUAACCCUGCCGGACGGGAGUAAAGUCCAGACAGGAACUGUCGGCGCUCUGCUCGUCAACAUCCGCGCAUACAACGAAGCGCACAGUACGGGGGGCCUGGAGAAAAAGACACAGCUAGAAGCUUUGAUGCGAGCGACGCUCCCGCUACUAGACAGAGUCGGCCUGUUCGAUCUCUUCCGACCAGAAGAAUGGAUUGCAGGGGACAACGAGGGCCGAAAAGCAGUAGGGAGGCUGUAUCAAGAGUUCAAAUUACAACAGCAGCAGCAGCAGUAGUAACUUGGUAGGAAGUACUAUUAACGCAACUGUAGAUUUUGUAUGAUGAGGAGUACAAAAACCGGAUGGUCUGUAGAUAUCAUCUCAUCAAAAGGGGGAAGACUCCC